This is a messenger RNA of Sphaerodactylus townsendi, 3723 nucleotides long. RefSeq names its product secreted frizzled related protein 4 (gene SFRP4). Gene Ontology annotation, molecular function: Wnt-protein binding. Gene Ontology annotation, cellular component: cytoplasm. The record is from RefSeq and is a predicted model, not a curated record. Lineage: Eukaryota; Metazoa; Chordata; Lepidosauria; Squamata; Sphaerodactylidae. The transcript is spliced from 6 exons. Bases 46 to 1092 code for a protein of 348 amino acids. Gene Ontology annotation, biological process: non-canonical Wnt signaling pathway; canonical Wnt signaling pathway.
CGGUUGGGGGUCACUCGCCCGGCUGCUGCAGCCGUCCCAAGGGAGAUGUGGGCCCUGGUGGCGGGGCUGUGGCUGGGCUCCCUGCGGGCCACGGGCGGCGUCCAGGGCGCGCCGUGCGAGCCGGUGCGCAUCCCCAUGUGCCGGCACAUGCCGUGGAACCUGACCCGCAUGCCCAACCACCUGCACCACAGCACGCAGGAGAACGCCGCGCUGGCCAUCGAGCAGUACCAGGAGCUGGUGGAGGCGGCCUGCAGCCCCGUGCUGGGCUUCUUCCUGUGCGCCAUGUACGCGCCCAUCUGCGCCCUCGACUUCCUCCACGAGCCCGUGCAGCCCUGCCGCUCCCUCUGCCAGCGCGCCCGCGACGCCUGCGAGCCGCUCCUGCGCCGCUACAACCACACCUGGCCCCCCGCCCUCGCCUGCGACCACCUGCCCGUCUACGACCGCGGCGUCUGCAUCGCCCCCGAGGCCAUCGUCACCGACCUGCCCGAAGAAGAUGUGAAGUGGAUUGACUUAUCAGAUGAUGUGACGGUUCAAGAGAGACCUCCACCUGUCGAGUGCAAGAACUUCAACCCCGGUCGAUGUAAAUGUAGGAAGAUCAAGCCAACGCUGGCCACGUACCUAACCAAAAACUACAGCUAUGUUCUUCACGCAAAAGCCAAGAGCCUGGAGAGAGGCAGCUGUAAUGAGAUCAUCACAACUGUCGAAGUGAAAGAUGUAUUCAAAUCUUCAACUCCAGUUCCCCGCUCUCAAGUCCACCUGUACGCCAAUUCGUCCUGCCGGUGCCCACCUCUUGCACCAAAUCAAGAUGUACUCAUUAUGUGCUAUGAGUGGCGCUCAAGGUUGAUGCUUCUGGAUGGAUGUUCAGUUGAAAAAUGGAAGGACCCCUUGAGCAAAAGAUUCAAGAGGUGGGAGCAGCGACUCCAGGAACUCAAGUUACGAGCAGCCCAUAACAAAAACCAAAAUGCGAGAAGCUUCAGUCGCAGCGGGGCACAGAAACAAAACUCCAAGAACACCAACCCGGUGCUUAGCGGCCCUAAGAAGAUCAAUCAACCGAGACGUGACCGGAAAGAAGUCAAUAUCAAAAGAAUAUAAAUUCCCAAUUCUUCUGAGGAAAAGAUUCGCUUGCAUGACAAAGGUUCCAUCGGCCUGAAAGGUGUUAAUCAGUGUUCCCCGAACUCACAAACAUUUGCAGCAAUGUCCCAGACAGCCAUUAUUUGCUGCCAUUUGCUUUUUACAGGACUGCCUUUUCCUGCUAAACAACAGAUAUAGGUGUUGUGGCCACAUCUGAUUGAUCAAUGAAAGUCAGUUGAUUAGGUUAAACAUGGUUAAGCAUGGUUAAACAGCAAAUACGUUGUGUGAUUUGGAAAUGUGGUUGAAAAAUAGGAGGCAGACAUGUUUCUGUUGCCAUUUCAGCAGAUCUGAAAUGUACCAUGAGGUUAUUUGUGCCUGUGUUUGAGGUCCACCUGGAUUUCUUCUGGAGUAACCAAUAAACAUCUGGAUCUGUUAUGCUGUUCAAACAUGAAUUUGGCAGGAAUUGGUGAACAUACCAAGGCUGGUUUUACACAUGUGCUCCAGAUGUGGCAGCCGCUGUUGUUUCCCUUGUGAUGAGACGUACUGUGCAGAGAGGGCACACAUCAAAAUACAGUAUCUAAUUUUGGGUUCCUCUGUCUCUAGUGCUGUUUUGUAGAAGUAUUGUCAGUGUGAGAUUUCUUCGCACCCUCUGCUCAGGGCAGGUGGUGUAUAUGUGUAUGUAUGCCAAAAUGGUGGCUGUUUUGUUAAGAGCCCCACAAAUGUUCCUAAAGACAUGAGUCUUUGAUCAGCAUGUGUUUGUAUAGCAAAAAUAAUCCAAAUCCCUUCCUCAUCCUCUACUUUAGGCCAGCUUUUUCAUCAAUGUUAAUUGUUGCAUGUAAAAUUUUCACAACGUUAAUUGCUGCAUAUAAAAUUUUUAGAGUACUCUAAAAACAAAUUAUAAGCUUAGAAAUUAUACUUUUGGACUUGUCACUCGUAGAUUUCUUAUGAAUAGAGGUUCUUUUCAAACAUGGAAUGAAAUUAUUUCAGCCUUUGAACUGGAAGCAUGGUUAAACAGUAGGCUCGCUGUGUGAUUUGGAAAUGUUGUUGAAAGACAGGAGGCAGCCAUUUCAACGCAUCUGAAAUGUACCAACAUGAGGCUAUUUAUGCCUGUAUUAGAGGUCCAUGGAGGGAACCCAUUAACAAGCAUAGCCUAAGAAGUGCAUGGACUGAAACUCUACACUGAGAUGGAUGGGGAACUUUUGAAGGAGAGGAGCAUCAAUUCUCUUGUGCCCAUAAACUAUCUAUUGACAGGGGUGUACUCCCACUGGGACAUGUGAUGUCACAUGUCCCCGGGUGCAUGCCAUCUAAUCACGUGGGGGGCGCCGGCCGGGUCCUUACACCUGACCUCUUCUGCAGCCUGGGUCCCGGUGGCUCCCUCUGUGCCCAGGUCACGCUCACGGCUUUGGGCAGUAGACCUGGUCACCGUCACCAGCUUCAGGUGGCAGACUUGGGUACCUUACCGGGUUUCGGGUGGUAGACUUGGGCACCUCGCCGGCUUUCCGGUGGUGGACCUGGGCGCCAUUGCCAACCUGGCGCUCCUCCAAGAGAUUGGUAGACGGCUCAAUCUCUCUCCCCCACCCCGAUAUCUAGGGAAAAUGGAGCCAGGAUGGUGGUGGAAACUCAGAUUUUGCCCCGGGCUCCAUUUUCCUAAAUGUCUCUGUCUCUUGAUCAAGGCAAUUGUCUAAAAUAUAGAGAAAGAGGUAGGAAGACAUGCAAGUGCAGUUGGGCUUUUUGCUUUCUUUUCUCCUCCUCUCCCAUACUCCUGCCAUUUUCCCUGGACUGUAUCAGAAGCUGCCAUUGAAACCUCCCCAACACUCUUGAAGUAGCAGGUUUUGGCUGCUCCUGCUUAUUCCCAGUAUCCUUCUUACUACAAACACUGCCUACUGUGCAAUGAUGUGUGCUUGGGUUCUGUGGUUCCCACUUCUUGCAGUUGUGUCCAAUUAUGCAUGCUCUUUUCUAGGGUUGCAGUUACUCGGUUUAUCUAAGUUCCACUAGUUCUUCUUUAAGGGCACAAUGCAGAUAUAUACAUAUGAGAGAUCAUAUGUGUUGGCUGGAUGUUUAUACUUUGCAGCUAAGGGCUGUGUCCCUUUUUCCUCUCUCCCUGGUAUGAUUUACAGAUGGAAUGUACUUUUUUUAAAAAAAGUUUUGGUACUUCGUUGUUUUUUCAAUGAAACUGCUUGAGGGGGAGGGACCAUAGCAGUCAGCCAAUCAGCAUUUUGCACAGCCAGCUGUCAGCCAAUCAGUGCUGUCUAAGCCAAUUCCUCUACAAAGCACAGUUUCCCCAGCGCUUGACCUUUGUGCAGAUUUAUGAAGUAAACACUCCUAUUGUGUAUCAGUUUCUGUCUUUGAAGAUGUCGUGUGCAUCUUAAGUAAUAAUGCAGAGAAAUGUACAAUUGCCAACUUAACAAGACACUGCUAUUAUAACAAAUAUUGUAGAUUUGGUAUUCCUCUUUCACAGUGGGCUAACUGAAACUUCUUCAGAUGUAUAAGGCUGCUAGGUGUGUUUUAUUUCUGUGAAAAUAAAAUAUUAUUUGCUGCUUUGAAUUGAGAGGAAAACGAGAAUGCUUUCCAGCCUAGAUUUUGCACCUUUCAAUUAUAAUGUGUCAGCAUUAACAUUCUACUAUUUGAAAUAAUAAAUGGUAAUCCCCCAGA